This is a messenger RNA of Octodon degus (degu), 2049 nucleotides long. RefSeq names its product secreted protein acidic and cysteine rich (gene Sparc). Gene Ontology annotation, molecular function: protein binding; collagen binding; extracellular matrix binding. The transcript has 10 exons. The record is from RefSeq and is a predicted model, not a curated record. Gene Ontology annotation, biological process: anatomical structure development. Bases 38 to 955 code for a protein of 305 amino acids. Lineage: Eukaryota; Metazoa; Chordata; Mammalia; Rodentia; Octodontidae.
GCUCUGCCGCCGCCUGCCUCUGAGGGUUCCCAGCACCAUGAGGUCCUGGAUCUUCUUCCUCCUUUGCCUGGCUGGGAGGGCCUUGGCAGCCCCUCAGCAGCAGCAGGAAGCCCUGCCUGAUGAGACAGAGGUGGUGGAGGAAACUGUGGCCGAGGUGGCCGAGAUGCCUGUGGGUGCCAACCCCGUCCAGGUGGAAGUUGGAGAAUUUGAAGACGGCGCUGAGGAGACCGUAGAGGACGUGGUGGCUGAAAACCCCUGCCAGAGCCACCACUGCAAACACGGCAAGGUGUGCGAGCUGGAUGAGAACAAUACCCCCAUGUGCGUGUGCCAGGACCCCACUACCUGCCCGGCCCCGGUCGGCGAGUUUGAGAAGGUGUGCAGCAAUGACAACAAGACCUUCGACUCUUCCUGCCACUUCUUUGCCACCAAAUGCACCCUGGAGGGCACCAAGAAGGGCCACAAACUCCACCUGGACUACAUUGGGCCUUGCAAAUACAUCCCCCCCUGCCUGGACUCCGAACUGACUGAAUUCCCCCUGCGCAUGCGGGACUGGCUCAAGAAUGUGCUGGUGACCCUGUAUGAAAGGGAUGAGGACAACAACCUGUUGACUGAAAAGCAGAAGCUGAAAGUGAAGAAGAUCCAUGAGAACGAGAAGCGCUUGGAGGCCGGAGACCACCCCGUGGAGCUGCUGGCGCGGGACUUCGAGAAGAACUACAACAUGUACAUCUUCCCCGUGCACUGGCAGUUCAGCCAGCUGGACCAGCAUCCCAUCGAUGGGUACCUGUCCCACACCGAGCUGGCUCCCCUGCGGGCCCCCCUCAUCCCCAUGGAGCACUGCACCACCCGCUUUUUUGAGACCUGUGACCUGGACAAUGACAAGUACAUCGCCCUGGAGGAGUGGGCCGGCUGCUUUGGCAUCAAAGAGCAGGAUAUCGACAAAGAUCUUGUGAUCUAAACCCAGCCUCCUCCCGCACAACCGGAUUCUCUCUCUUUGACCUGUCCCUUCCUGUUCCCCCCGCCCCCAAAGUUUAAAAUGUUUGGAUGGUUUGUCGUUCCGCCUGGGGAUAAGGUGCUAACAUAGAUUUAUAUGAAUACAUUAACGGUGCUAAACAUGGAAAUCGUAGCCCAAGCCUUGACACUCACUUGUAACUCGACUGAGGAGCCCUUUGGCUCACCCAUUAACAGUCCUGCCACUUUUUUCUUGCCAUUUGCAGCACUGGCCAGGGGCUUCCUGGCUGUGGCGACAUUCACCAACUCUAGCCUGCCUCACACACUGCAUCCUCAGAUCUUUUCUGUUGCUCUGCUUGAAGCUAGUAUUCACCCAGUCGGACUUGGCAUUGACUUUAGUUCAUAGGGUUUGGGGUGCGUGGGGUCUUCCCAGGUGGCUGCAGGGGGCUAAAGAGAAGUAACAGACAAGAUGUCGGCAAGAGUGUUUUGGGGGCUAGAGGAUCAGUGGUAAGGGAGAUCCCCGUGGAACCUGCCAAGCAGACCCAGAGAGAGCAGGGCUUGUCUGCGCAGGCUUGGCCGAGAGAGACGCAGGCGCCCACGUACGCCCCGCUCUUCAGCGUCACCUCCCGCGCUCGUCAGGCUGUUCAUUUAAACUUUUGGGAGCCGUGGCCGUGAGUUCUCUGCAGGGUAGAUGAGCACGUCCCACAGGGUUUCUUCCCUCCUCCCUCCUUUGGAGACUUCAGGCUUCUUCUCAGGGGCUCCGCGGGCUGGGAGACUGUUGGAGGCACACAGGCCAAUCCAGAGUGAGGCGUAGAAAGGUGUAAGGAAGAGAAAGUGGAGCUGGUGAAUUGGUUGUAUCUUUCCUUUCAUAUUUAGGCUGUCAUACGUGUUCUAGCAUGUUCCUGCUUUUCUUUCCCCCUUCCAUCUCCUAUCAAUCAGAGAAACUUCAGAGUCAUUGGGAUGGUCGGAUCUCACAGGCUGAGAACUUGUUCACCUCCAAGCAUUUCAUGAAAAAGCUGCUUCUUAUCAGGCAAACUCUCUCCAAGAUGUGAAGAGUUUGACAAAUCUUUCAAAAUAAAAAGUAACGACUUAGAAACUGCC